Messenger RNA from Micromonas commoda, 8043 nucleotides. RefSeq lists its product with no specific name. The record is from RefSeq and is a predicted model, not a curated record. Bases 1 to 8043 code for a protein of 2680 amino acids. Gene Ontology annotation, molecular function: protein binding. Gene Ontology annotation, cellular component: cytoplasmic vesicle. The transcript has 8 exons. Lineage: Eukaryota; Viridiplantae; Chlorophyta; Mamiellophyceae; Mamiellales; Mamiellaceae. Gene Ontology annotation, biological process: regulation of Rab protein signal transduction.
AUGGGGGUUCGGGCAGCGGAGUGCUUCGUCGUGUGCGGCCUCCCCGCGUCGCCCGUCACCGUCGACGGCGUCGCCGGGUUCGUCGGCGCGGGGGAAUCGUACCGCCCGGAGGUGCUCUCGUCGUAUCCCCCGCGCGCGCGUCCGCCGCGCGGGGCGGGCACCAAUCGCGGCGAGACGGACGAACCUUCGACGACGGGCGACGACCAGGGGUCGCGUCCUCCGUGGCCGCCGCAUCUCGCGCUCUGCGCGAUGCCGCUCGGCGUGGACGUUCACGUCGCGUCCGACCCUCCCCGCGACGCCCUCGCCCCGACGUCCUACCCAAUCGUGCUCACCGACGGCGACGGCGCGCCCGUGUACUGCGCGUGCCUCGCUUUUUUAGCGCCGGUGCCGUCGCGGACGCGCGCGGCUGUGCCGGCGCUGCGCAGCGCGUGCGCGCGGAUGUGCGUCGUGCUCGUAUCGCGCGCCCCGAUCAUCGACGUCCUGCGACACGCCCUCAACGCCGUCGUGGGGCGGUGCGCGUUCGGUACGCAGCCCUGGUCCGACGCCCCGCCCGUCGGAGCCAUCGGCGCAGCGCUGGUCGACGGCCUCAACGUCGCGUCGUCGUUUUACUUGGGAACAAACGCUCGUCGCCUGAUUGAUCGACCGAUCGAUUCGCGGGGGGCGCGUCUAGGGUCGGCACCCACUCGGCACCGCGAUGGGCACCCGCGUGGCGUGCGCCCGCGUGGCGUGCGCCCCGCGCCCACGACGCUAUUCUCCGUGUGCGGCGAGACGUUCGCGCUGCCGCCGGUGGACGACGACGACGCGUGGAUCGACUGGCGCCGCGAUCCACACGUAAACACCGACACGGAACGACGCUCGGAACUCGACGACUCGGAUUAUCACGACGAUUCGUACGACGACGACUCGGACGACUCGGACUCGGACCGAUUGCACGAGACGUCGCCGACCGAUUCUUCGUAUCCCCGAGGUGCCACUCCGAACGACGCGAGAGUGCCCUCCUCUGUCACGAAUGCCAACGCGAACGUCCACCCGACGAGCGCGUUUCUCGCGUGGCGAAGAGACAACGGCUUCCCCUCGUUCGACGACGCCGCGUGUUCGUUCGAACCGUUGCUCCGGUGCCUCGACGAGCGCAACGCGGCGGUGUGCGCUGUGGCGCUCGAACGGAGGGUGCUCCUGAGGGCGUCGUCCAACUCGUUGCUCGUCGCGGUGAGCGGUGGGAUUCUACGGGCGCUUCGGCCGCUGAGGUACCGCGGGGUGUUCGUGCCGUGUCUGCCGAGCUCGCUGGCGGAUUACGCGGACGCGCCGACGCCGUACCUUAUGGGGUUUAGGUCGGUUCGGGGUACCUCAGCGGGUUCGAGCGUUAUUAACGGUUCGAGUAACAACGUUUUGGACGACGCGCUCGCCGCGGAGAGGCUCGACGGCGUGGUGGUGGUGGACCUGGACGCCAACGUCGUGACGGAUCUCGCGAAUAGAUUUCGCGGCGAAGGAGGCGACGAGGGAGUAACGCUCGGGUCCCGGAGCUCCCGCGCGAAAUCGAAGUCCCAUUCGGCGCAUAGCCGGUCCAGAAGCCGCGGCAAGUCUCGCGAGCGUCGAACGAAUAACGACUCGGAUGACCGUUCGGCGGAAAACGUCAGUCCCGGCGAAUCUUCGUGGCCCGGCGAGUCGGGCGACGAGCUUGCGCGAAGGCUCCGGCGGCUGAGGUCGCCGGAUCUGUGCGAGAUGGACGCGAGCAGCGCCGAGUACGUCGGCGGGGGUGCCCAGUACGUCGGCGGGGGUGCCCAGUACGAUGUCGGGGACGCCCAGUACGAUGUCGGGGGUGCCCAGUACGAUGUCGGGGGUGCCCAGUACGUCGGUGACGUGGGGGAGCGCGAGUUUCGCGCCGCGCUCGCCGCCGCGAACGGGUCCCUGAGCGAUUACCGCGCCGCAUCCGCCGGCGCACUCGACUCGGGUUUCUCCCCGGGGGGGCUUCGUAACCCGGGGGGACCUCAACGUCGCCGCCGCCGCCACCGCAAACGCGGUGACUGGUCGACGGCGCACGACGCGUGCGCGCAGCUGUGUUUCGCCGCCCUGUGGCGAGACGUCGUCCGCGGGUACCGGUCGUACCUCCUCGACGUCGGACAGAUGUCGGACACGGACGGAGGAGGCGCGUGCUUCGACGUCGACGGCUUCCUCGCCGAAAAGUAUCCCGACGGGACCGGUGUCGACGGGGGUAACGCUCCAAAAAACGGUUCGGCGGGACCUCGUUUGGAUCCGAACCGUCCCCGCGUCCCGCGCGCGUUCGCCGCCGCGUUCGUCUCCACGGCCUCGUUCGCCAGGCACUGCGAGGUGCAGAUCGCGGACGCGGUUUCGGCGGCGGAGCGCGAUCGGCGGCGUUUCGGGGCGGUGUCGGGUUCGAACCCUCGCGGGGACUCUUUUUCCGGUACUCUUCCGGACGUCGCAUCCCGCGAAGGGGCGAAACAGAGCGGACAGAACGCGCCACGUGGCGCGAAACUCGUCGAUCCCAUGCUCGCGGAGGAUCACGACGACCGGUCGUCGGGCGGUUCGCACGACGGGAGCGGCGUCGAGGGGAACACUAGGGCGGUGACUGGUCGGCUGGUCACCGGGAAAAUCGUGCGCCGCCCGCGGGUUUUCGACCCGUCGUCGUUCGAGGGCGCGUACGAUAGGAGCUCGUACGUUGGCACGUCGGGUCGCGGGUUCGAUUCCGCGCGGGGCCGAACGCGCGUCGCCACCCGCGGGGUCACGUUUCGAAGCGUCCAGCUGAGCCGCGGCGGGUGGGACGACGACGAGCUCCUCGACGAGGACGGGGUUCCAUCCGGCGGCGACCUCCCCGUUCACGUCGGGAACGGUACCGACCGACUCGCGAACGACGACGACGACGUUCCCUCCUCAUUCGGCGGGUUCACCGCGGUGGGUCACGGCGCGGGGUCGCCGUCGCCGCACGCGUUGACCCUUCGGCGCUCCGUGAAUCACGCCUCCGUCGAGUCGUCGUCGCAUCGGCAAACGCAACCGCCCAACCCGCCUCGAGCCGGGUUACCCGCGAUGGAGCCCGUGUGCGUGACCUCGAACGGGGAUUCCCGAGCGGGGGAGCGCGAUCCGUGGCGUUCCGCGGUCCCGGGUUCGAUCCCGGGCGGAGGAGGCGAGACGAGGGAUUCGCGAGAUGAGGGGCCCCCGGGCGGCGAAUCGGACUUGAACGUUUCAUCCUCCGGGCUCUCGUUUCUCGGGUUUGGGGACGGCGCGAAUAACGGGACGAACGGGACGCGCGUUCCGGUGCAGAGGGCGUCCAGCGUGACGCACGGUCUGAGCACGAUUCGCCCGGGGGGCCCGGCGGGGGUCCGCGGAAACCCUUCCGGGGGGCAAUCCGGAACAUCCACCGAAUCGUCGGACCGGGCUGGUACCGCCGGGCACAGGCCGCGGCACGGACGGUCCGCGUCGAGCACGUCGUUCUUCGCGCCCGCCCCGUCGUCGCCGCCCCGGGACCGACGCGCGGGUUUGAUUCCCGGGUCGUCCAACUCGGAAUCCGACGGCGAGGGUUCGACUGCUCCGGGCAAGACCAACUCGGGCAAGAACCUUAGCUUAUCGUACCUCGCGAGCUCGAUGUCGCCGCCGCGAAUGUUCGGGUCGCCGUCCAAGCAGCGGAGCUUCCGCGAACGAAGGCGACAGAGCGAAGACAUGACGACGCGCCACCCACCCAACGCGACGCCCGCGGACCCGAACUCGAACGCGGAUGGCCGCAAAGGACAAGUCAAGGACAAGUCGAGCGAAAAGAUGAAAUCGAGCUACGGCGCCAGCAUCUUCGGGCUAACCUUUCGAAGCAGACGCAAGUCCGAGGCGGCGAGGUUCAAGGCGCAGAGGGGCGAGAGCGACCACGGGGCGAAUAACUUCGGCCCGACCGCCGCCGGCGCCGCCGCCGCCCGCGCGGCCGGGUCCGGCGGGGAUCUGUCGCAGUGGAUCGCGAUGAUGUCCUCCGAGACCCCGGCGCCGUCGGCUCAAAACUCGCGGAAAGAUCUCGACGUGACGGCCGGCGAAACGGCCGGAGAAACGGCCAGCGAAACGGCCGCCGCCAUUCGAACGUCCCCCGCCGACGCCCUCGACGUCCCCGGCGGCGACGGAAACGUCGAGCUCGCCGAGAACGUCGCCGACUUGGCCGAGAAAAAAACGCACGAAAAAACGGUUCAUCAAAAACCGACGUCGUCCGAGCUCGCGCCGGCGCCCGAGACCGCCGAGAAACGGUCAGAAACGGUCAGAAACGGUCACACCGAGACAGCCUCCUCCUUCGUCGCCGCGAAGACGCGCGAGCUGUGGUCGUUGGCGUCCGCGGGAGCCGACAUUCGCGCGCGCGCCGCCGCCGCCGCCGCCGCCGUUCGCGCGCUUCGACCCGUUUGUUCAACGCGUUCAACAAAUAUGUUCGACGUUCGACGUUCGACGUUGUCCGCCGCCGCCGCCGAGCUCGUCGCCGUGGACCUCGACGGCGUCCUCGCGGCGAUGGAGGGCGCGCACGGCGACGACGGAACUCUUCUCGGUCUUUCCGGAACUCUCGGUCCCGGCGACUCACUCGCCGGCGUCCACCAACUCGACCACUCGCCCGUGCCCGGGUUGCUCAGCUACUACUCCGGCCAGUCCCUCCGGCUCAUCGAGGAGACGUCGGGGGAAGGGGCGUCUCUGUCGCCGUCCGAACCUCCCGGGUUCGAUUCCAGGUCGGGCCAAAACCAUGGAUUGCAAUCGACUUUUAUCGACGAGACGGACGGGGCUGAGAACGAGGCUGAGCGUUCGAUGCGCGCGGCGGACGACGAGGCUAAGCGAAGCGCCCGCGCGGCGGCGAGAAGGAGAUCAGAAAAAGCUCGGCUGGACGCGGCGCUGGAAUUAACUCGAUGGCCCGGCUAUCGCGCCGCGCUGGACGCCGUGGCGGUCGCGGCGAUCGCGAGCGGCGACGUCGCGAAGGUUGCGGCUGUGCUCCGCGUCGUGAGGGGUAACGACGGACGCGUGGCUCUGCCGGGCGGCGCGCGGGUCUGGUCGGAUCCGAACGUGUGGAUCGGCCUUUACGAUUUUUACGAAUCGUGCGCCGAGUUUGGGAACGAGUUCGAAGACGAUUCAUACGACGAUUCGUACGACGACGACGUCGGGGGGCCGAGUCUCGCCAACCCCCCGGGAAUCGAACCCGCGACCGGACGAGCGCUCCGAGCGGCGAAUGACCGCUCGUGCACGCCGGCGGCUUUGGCGGGUCGCAUGGCGAGCGUGGGGCUCCCGCCGCACGCCGUCGCCGCGCUCCUCGCGUCGGCGUGUGCCAAACGGUCAAAGAAACGGUCAAAGAAACGGUCGACAAAAGGGGGAACGAACGAGUCGAGACGGACGCCGCUCGAAAAAGGCGCCGACGACGUGGGUAAAGGUCGCGUGGGUAAAAGCGGCGCGACAAAAACGCUCGGAAAAACGCUCGAAGACGCGGACGCCGCGGCUGGUCUUCCGCGAAGGGUCGCGCCGAUCCCGGCGUCCAGCGCGGAUCGCGUCGGUCGCUCCGUCGGCCGCGUGUGGGAAGUUUCGUCGAGUUUGCCCACCCGGGGGAUCGAACCGUUGACCUCAAGUACACCGAGCGACGCCCCCACCGACGCCAUUAACCCUCGCGGCAAGACGGGCGCGGGGAUCGGGGUGUCGCACGACGCGUGGAUCGAACGGAUGCGUCGCGCGUCGAGAUGGGUCGGCACCCGUGGGGAGUCGGCACCCCAUCAGUCGGCACCCCAUCAGUCGGCACCCCAUCCCCGGGGAUCCCAAUCGCACCCGGGGGGACGCGGGUCCGACGCCGAGAACGAGGCGCCGUGGUGGGCCCGCGCGGAGGCGACGGCGGGGCUCGGCGGCGCGUCCCCGUUUUCCGACGUUUUUUCGAUGUCAGAGUUUAACGGCGCCUCGAAGAAGAAGCGGACUUUCACGGUGAGGUUAAACUCCCGCGUCGUAACGGUCGAAAACGGUCGAAUCGAAGAAGAUGAGGACGAAGGUGACGGUGAUACGCCCAGACGGGACGGCGCGAUACUCGUCGACGAGGGUUUGGAAGAGUACCUCUCCGGCUUGGACCUCGAUGGUGAGGAGGACUUCGAGUUUCACGAUCCGAGGGACGAAGACGAGUUUCUUCGAUUCGACCGUUUUCGACCGUUACGACGCCGCGGGGACUGGUGCGACCUGCCCGCCGACGUGCUCGCGGCGUCGCCGUGGUCCGAUCGUCGCGAACGGUCGGCCCGGACGAGCGGCGGCUCCGAUUUCGUCCAGCCGUCGAACUCGAUCUCGCGAAGAAAUUCCAUCCGCCUCGACGGUCCCGACUCCCGUUGGGGAGCCGACACGUCGUCGCACCACGCCAUCACCGCCGUCGCCGUCGGCGCCGGUGGGAUCGCCGCGGUGGGCUCGUGCCACGGCGCGUUCGCCGCGUGGAACCCUCGCACGGGCGUGGUGGUCCGCGCCAGGCCCGGCGGAUGGGGCGAAGCCGUCUCGGUCGCGGGCGCGAUUGGAACCAAUCGGCACUACAACCCGACGGUGGGUCUCACCGCGUUGGGGUUCACGGCUGGAAGCAGUUCGGGGUUGGGCGGCGGCGACGGUGGGAAUCGAUCCGGCGACCUCGCGGUGGGCGGGACGAGGGGCGGCGGCGUCGCCGCGUGGGACGUGCGAACGGGCGCGUGCGUCUGCGCGUCGCCGGGGUCGCACGCGGGCGCCGUCACCAUCGUCCAAUCCGCCACGUCAGCUUCCACGUCAGCUUCCACGUCAUCGUCCACGUCACAAGUCUCCUCCACCGACGUUGGAUCUGGCGGGGAACUUUCAAACGGGUCAAACGCCGAUAAUAAUUCGUCGUUCGGCGCCGUCUUCGGUCACCCCGCGUUGGCGCUGACGGCUUCAAACGCACCCGCCGACGGCCGCGUUCGCUUGUGGGACGUGAGGGCGGGCCCCAGGGAAACCGCGGCUGCGCUCGGGGGCCACCGCGGCGGCGUCCACGCCGUCUCUUGCGAAUCGCCAAAGUUCGUGUUCACGGGUGACGGCGACGGCGUCGUCAGGGCGUGGGACUGGCGACGCGCGGGGGGCGGUCCAAUCGCUUCUGCCAACGCGCACGACGGUGAGUUUAUUUUCAUUUUCGUAUGGACAAUUCGACUGACGCGGUUUUUUUUAACAGGCGUCGUCACCGCGGUGACGCCGCUGCGUUUCGAUCGAGCCGACGUCGCGGCGAGCGCUGGGGUGGACGGCGUGGUCAGGGUGCUGUCGCUGGACGGGGGUAAGGGCGGCGGGGUGGCGCUGGUGGGUCACCUCGCGCCGGUGACGGGUCUGGUGAGGUUGGGAGGGUUCGUCGGCGAGGGCGGAUCGGAUUUACCGGAUCCGUCGUCCAAGGCGACCAGUCACCGACCAGUCGCCGGGCACGGGCGCAGGCUGAGCAGCAUCGCGGACCUGACCCGGGGACCCGGCGGCCAUCCCGGGGACGUCGCCUUCGACCGGCGGCUCGGGUCCUCCCUCGGCGGCUCGGGCGGGAUGACCGACUCGUAUUAUUCAGGAAACGUAUCUGGACAGUUUGCGGGAUUGGCUUCGGCUUCGGCGGAUGGCGCCGUUCGACUGUGGUGCCCCGACGGCGGUGGCGGCGCCGGGUGGCGGUGCGCGGCGGUGGCGCACGCGCACGCCUCGCGCGUCGUCGCGAUGGCGAGGUGUACAUCCGGAACGAAUUCUGGAAGUUCUGGAAGUUCUUCCGGAGGAGGAGUUUCUUCUUCCGGGCGUUUAUUUCGAGGCACAAAUUUGCUCACCGCGGGGGACGACGCGAGCUUCGCGCGGUGGCCGGACGCGGAGCCGUUCCUGCGGCGCGCGCGGAACAGCCGUUCGGGUGUUCGACCGGUGCAGUCGUCCGUGAGGUACCGACGCGUCGGGGGAUCGAACCCGCGCGGCGGCGGCGCGGCGUGGACGCCGGAGAGGAUGCACCACAGGUGUUACGUUCAGUCGCCGCGGGUAGUUUGCGCCAUCGACGCUUCGGGGUCGGGUGCGUUGGUGGUUGGGACGAGGGACGGCGUGGUGACGUGCGCGUCUCUGGAGUGA